Messenger RNA from Zalophus californianus (California sea lion), 8884 nucleotides. RefSeq names its product CD109 molecule (gene CD109). Bases 129 to 4466 code for a protein of 1445 amino acids. The record is from RefSeq and is a predicted model, not a curated record. Gene Ontology annotation, molecular function: endopeptidase inhibitor activity. NCBI's taxonomy places the organism in Eukaryota, Metazoa, Chordata, Mammalia, Carnivora, Otariidae. The transcript has 33 exons. Gene Ontology annotation, cellular component: extracellular region.
GCGCCCAUUUCAGAUUGCUAAACUCCAGAGUCAAGGGAAAAAAAGCGGGGAGGAGGUGGAAAGCCACACCCCGCGGCGCCCGCGAAUUUCCCCAGGAGCCGACGGUGGCACAGGCAGACGCGGCCGAGAUGCGGGGCUGGGGGCUACUGACCGCCGCCCACCUAGUGUGCGUGUGGACCGCCGUGCUGGCCGCGGCCCUCCGGCCUAGGUUUCUGGUGACAGCCCCAGGGAUCGUCAGGCCUGGAGGAAAUGUGACUAUUGGGGUGGAGCUUCUGGAACACAGCCCCUCCCAGGUCACUGUGAAGGCCGAGUUGGUCAAGAUGGCAGCCAACCUCACUGUCUCUGUCCUGGAAGCAGAAGGAGUCUUUGAAAAAGGCUCUUUCAAGACACUUAUUCUUCCAUCACUACCUCUGAACAGUGCAGACGGGAUUUAUGAGCUGCAUGUAACUGGACGGGCCCAGGAUGAGAUUUUAUUUUCUAAUAGUACGCGCUUAUCAUUUGAGACCAAGAGAAUGACUGUCUUCAUUCAAACAGACAAGUCUCUAUACAAGCCAAAGCAGGAAGUGAAGUUUCGUAUUGUUACACUCUUCUCAGAUUUUAAACCUUAUAAAACUUCUUUAAACAUUCUAAUUAAGGACCCCAAGUCAAAUUUGAUCCAACAAUGGUUGUCAGAACAAAGUGAUCUUGGCGUUGUUUCCAAAACUUUUCAAUUGUCGUCCCAUCCAAUACUGGGUGACUGGUCCAUUCAAGUUCAAGUGAAUGACCAGACAUAUUAUCAAUCAUUUCAGGUUUCAGAAUAUGUAUUGCCCAAAUUUGAAGUUACUUUGCAGACACCAUUAUAUUGUUCUUUGAAUUCUAUGAGCUUAAAUGGUACUGUCGUAGCAAAGUACACAUAUGGGAAGCCAGUGAAAGGAGAUGUAACACUUACAUUUUUACCUUUAUCCUUUUGGGGCAUGAAGAAAAAUAUUACAAAAAAUUUUAAGAUAAAUGGAUCUGCAAACUUCUCUUUUAAUGAUGAAGAGAUGAAAAAAGUAAUGGAUUUUUCAGAAGGGCUUUCUGAACACAUGUAUCUGUCUUCCCCUGGGCCGGUAGAAAUUUUAGCCACAGUGACAGAAUCACUUACAGGUAUCUCAAGAAAUGCAAGUUCUAAUGUAUUUUUCAAGCAACAUGAUUACAUCAUUGAAUUUUUUGAUUAUGCUACUGUCUUGAAGCCAUCUCUCAACUUCACAGCAACUGUAAAGGUAGCCCGUGCUGAUGGCAAUCGACUGACUUUUGAGGAAAGAAGAAAUAAUGUGGUUAUAACAGUGACACAGAAAAAUUCUUCUGAGUACUGGAGCAGAUGGGACAGUAGAAACCAGGAAACAGAAGCUGUCCAGAUCAUAAAUUAUACCCUCCCCCAAAAUGGAGUCUUUAAGAUUGAAUUCCCAAUCCUGGAUGAUUCCAGUGAGCUACAGUUGAAGGCUUCUUUUCUUAAUAGUGUGAGUAGCAUGGCAGUUCAUGGUAUGUUUAAGUCUCCCAGUAAGACAUACAUCCAGCUAAAGACAAGAGAUGAAAAUAUAAAGGUGGGAUCACCUUUUGAGUUGGUGGUUAGUGGCAACAGGCGAUUGAAGGAGUUAAGCUAUAUGGUAGUAUCCAGGGGACAGUUGGUGGCUGUAGGCAAGCAAAAUUCAACAACCUUCUCUUUAACACCAGAAAAUUCUUGGGCUCCAAAAGCCUGUAUUAUUGUGUAUUAUAUUGAAGAUGAUGGGGAAAUUAUAAAUGAUGUUCUAAAGAUUCCUGUUCAGCUUGUUUUUAAAAAUAAGAUAAAGCUGUUUUGGAGUAAAGCUCAUGCUGAACCAUCUGAGAAAGUCUCUCUCAGGAUCUCUGUGACACAGCCAGACUCGACAGUUGGUAUUGUAGCCGUUGACAAAAGCGUGAAUCUGAUGAAUGUCUCAAAUGAUAUUACAAUGGAAAAUGUGGUCCAUGAGUUGGAACUUUAUAACACAGGAUAUUAUUUAGGCAUGUUCAUGAAUUCUUUUGCAGUUUUUCAGGAAUGUGGCCUCUGGGUAUUGACAGAUGCAAACCUUUUGAAGGAUUACAUUGAUGGUGUUUAUGACAGCGUAGAAUUUGCUGAGAGGUUUGCGGAGGAAACAGAAGGAUACUUGGUAGAUUUUCAUGACUUCUCUUCGGUUAGCAACCCACGUAUCAGAAAGCAUUUUCCAGAGACUUGGAUUUGGCUAGACACCAACAUGGGUUCUAGGCUUUACCAAGAAUUUGAAGUUACUGUGCCUGAUUCUAUCACUUCUUGGGUAGCCACUGCUUUUGUGAUCUCUGAAGACUUAGGUCUUGGACUAACAAGUACUCCAGUGGAGCUACAAGCCUUCCAACCAUUUUUCAUUUUUUUGAAUCUUCCCUACUCUGUUAUCAGAGGUGAAGAAUUUGCUUUGGAAGUAACCAUAUUCAAUUAUUUGAAAGAUGCCACUGAGGUUAAAGUAAUCAUUGAGAAAAGUGACAAAUUUGAUAUUCUAAUGGCUUCAAAUGAAAUAAAUGCCACAGGACACCAGCAGACCAUUCUGGUCCCCAGUGAGGAUGGGGCAACUGUUCUUUUCCCGGUCAAGCCCACGCAUCUGGGGGAAAUUCCUAUCACAGUCACAGCCAUUUCACCUGCUGCUUCUGAUGCUGUCACCCAGAGGAUUUUAGUAAAGGCUGAAGGAAUAGAAAAAUCAUUUUCACAAUCUAUCUUGUUAGACUUGACUGACAACAAGUUACAAACUUCCCUGAAAACUUUGAGUUUCUCAUUUCCUCCCAACACAGUGAGUGGUAGUGAACGAGUUCAGAUCACUGCAAUUGGAGAUAUCCUUGGUUCUUCCAUCAAUGGCUUAGCCUCAUUGAUUCGGAUGCCUUAUGGCUGUGGUGAACAGAACAUGAUAAAUUUUGCUCCCAAUAUUUAUGUUUUGGAUUACCUGACUAAAAAGAGACAACUGACAGAAAACUUAAAAGAAAAAGCCCUUUCAUUUAUGAGGCAAGGUUAUCAGAGAGAACUUCUCUAUCAGAGGGAAGAUGGCUCUUUCAGUGCUUUUGGGAAUGAUGACCCUUCUGGGAGUACUUGGUUGUCAGCUUUUGUUCUAAGAUGUUUCCUUGAAGCUGAUCCUUACAUAGAUAUUGAUCAGAAUGUGUUACACAGAACAUAUACGUGGCUCAAAGGACGUCAGAAAUCCAAUGGUGAAUUUUGGGAGCCAGGAAGAGUGAUCCAUAGUGAGCUUCAAGGUGGCAAUAAAAGUCCAGUAAUGCUUACAGCUUAUAUUGUGACUUCUCUCCUGGGAUAUAAAAAGUAUCAGCCUAAUAUUGAUGUACAAGAGUCUAUCAACUUUUUGGAGUCUGAAUUUAAUAGAGGAAUUUCAGACAAUUAUACUCUAGCUCUUACAACUUAUGCGCUGUCAUCCGUGGGGAGCCCUAAAGCCAAGGAAGCUUUGAAUAUGCUGACUUGGAGAGCAGAACAAGAAGGAGGCAUGCAAUUCUGGGUGUCAUCAGAGUCUAAACUUUCUGAAUCCUGGCAACCACGUUCCCUGGAUAUUGAAGUUGCUGCCUACGCGCUGCUCUCACACUUCCUGCAGUAUCAGGUGUCUGAGGGAAUCCCGAUUAUGAGGUGGCUCAGCCAGCAAAGAAAUAGCUUGGGAGGUUUUGCAUCUACCCAGGACACCAUUGUAGCCUUGAAAGCCCUAUCUGAAUUUGCAGCUCUAAUGAACACAGACAGGACAAACAUCCAAGUGACUGUGAUGGGGCCCAGUUCACCAAGUCCUGUAAAGUUUCGGAUUGACACACAGAAUCGCUUUCUCCUCCAGACGGCAGAGCUUGCUGUGGUACAGCCAACUGCAGUUAAUAUUUCCGCAAGUGGUUUUGGAUUUGCUAUUUGUCAGUUUAAUGUGAUUUAUAAUGUGAAAGAUUCGGGUUCCCCAAGAAGACAAAGAUCUAUUCAAGACCAAGAAGCUUUUGAUUUAGACGUUGCUGUAAAAGACAAUAAAGAUGAUACCAAUCACUUGAAUUUGAAUGUGUGCACAAGGUUUUUGGGCCCAGCUAGAAGCGGCAUGGCCCUUAUGGAAGUGAACCUCCUCAGUGGUUUCACCGUGCCUUCCGAUGCAAUUCCUCUGAGCCAGACUGUGAGGAAAGUAGAACAUGAUCAGGGAAAAGUCAACUUAUAUUUAGAUUCUGUAAACGAAACCCAGAUUUGUGUGGAUAUUCCUGCUGUGAGAAACUUUAAAGUUUCUAAUACACAAGAUGCUUUGGUGUCCAUCAUGGAUUACUAUGAACCAAGGAGACAAGCGGUGAGGAGUUACAACUCGGAAGUGAAGCUGUCCUCUUGCGACCUCUGUGGGGACGUCCGCGGAUGUGGGCCUUGCGAGAGAGGAGCUACAGCUUCCCUUUACCCUGCUCCAGUCACUGUGGGGCUCGGUGUCAUGCUGCUGUUCCCUUUGCAGGGUUGGCUGUGAUUCCUUUUUUCAGGACUCCAUGUAACAUCGACAUUUCCAGAAGUCACACGUCUUGUUUUCAUGAUCAAGUAUCACUUCUAUUUUUGAAAAACGAUUUUUUUUUUCUUUUUAUGGGGUUGUGGGGGAUGGUGCACAAACAGGUUCUAGGAUGCACAGGUGCAUAGAUGUCUUCACCUGACUUCUGUGUAGAACAGAAAAUCAGACUUUUGCAGUCGUGCGUCUUUAUUUCCCCCCUCUUAAAAAUCUUUCAGGAGUGUUUCAUGAAGGUGUUGUUUUCCCCAGAAUAAAUGUGUUAUUUUAGAUUAUUCUUUUUUUUUUUUCCUAGAAGAAAUGAACCUAGGUUCUUAAGCAUUACUAUACACCAGUGUUGGCUUUAGCAUUAAAGACAGAUGUUUGGGAACUGGGAGAAAGCAACCAGAAGGAGAAGCUUGCUCUGUUCCCUUCCCCCAUCCACCCACGCCUGCCCUCUGCCCCGCCUCACCCCCAGUGGUCUCAGUAUAUCCUUCUUAAUUGGAUAGCACUUGUUCCUUUUUAGUAGGGGGUGAAUUUUUUUUUUUUUUUAAAGUGAAGUGGUGUUUUUUUUCCCACUCCAAUUAUAAUCUCAUCCCCCAACCUUUACCCUUCCUGUUUUUCUUCUGGAGAGAAGGAGAGAGGGAAUGUGUGAUUCAGAGCUUGAGGAGUGUACAGAAAACUGCCCUAAGGAGGAGUCCUGGGUGCACUGCUCUCCCUCUCACUUCCUCAGCCCCACACAUUGGCUCUGGUUCAGGGAUGUGAGUCAGAGGGCAUGGCAGUAUGUGCCCCGGGUGAUUUAGACUAGAAGAUCCUAGGCCAGAAGUUGCAGCUUUGUUGGUAAUGGGGGACGAUUAACUAGGGCACAACAAAAAGAUCCUGUCGAAGACGUGGCAGGCUGACCUCCCUGUCAUCUGGGAAAGAAGCUGGGGCUUGACAGGGACCGAGAGAGGUAAACAUGACUGCUGACCUCAAGUAUGGUAGGGGGUUGCCCGGGGUCCUGUAGAAGCUUUCCUAGACUCAGAUGUCUGAGCGCAGAGAGCCAGCUGUCUGGUGACAUCUAAUGCUUGUGUGAAUCUUUAAGAUAUCUGAACUUUGAGCACCUGGAUAAAUGGUUACCCUGCAUUCCGAAGGGUAAUAUUCAUUUAUCUGGGUGAAAGUUUUAAGAAAAUUUUAAAGAAAAAUUCCUUUUCUUCCACCUCCCUCUUUUUCCUCCUUCCUUCUUCCUUUCUUCUUUUCCUUCUAAAUACAUUGAAAUAUUUUAGAUAUAUCAAAAAUAAACUAAAGAUCUCUUAAAAUCUAGAAAUGGUUUAAUUUUGCUCCUUAAUUCCAUUGCACUUCUCUCGAGUGAACAUGGAAAAAAUAAUUACCAUGAGCUCCAAAAAGUCUGCAUUACAGUAUUUAAACUGUUUAAAAAAAUAAAUCCAUCAAAAAUAAGGGAUGCAAAUAAUAUCUUUUAAAGUUAAAUUUUAAAACUUUUUCAUAUCUUAGUGCAUUUUAAGAAAUUAUAGUACAGUGGAUGUUCAUAUAUUGCUUUUGGAUAUUUUGGAUACCAAGGCAGGAGUUACCAACAUUCAGUGUUCUAAAGCUUGAAACCUAGAUGUAGAAAAUAGAUCCUCAGAGUGGUAUGGAGAGGGAGAAGUUAAAUAUCAAAUAAAUAAUCUUCUUGUAUUUACUUUUAAGCGGGUAUAAGUUUGUAGUUCUGUUACACCUUUGAAACAGUCUGAUCGAAAAAUAGCAUUUGUUACGUUUGGGCCUUCAGGGAUGGUAUUUUCAGCCUUUAUAUCCUAGGACUUUUUUCUAGGAAAAUAUUUUCUGAUGAAGUUGGGGGAGGGUGUUGGCAAAGGGUGUCCUCCUCGCCCGCCUCGCCCAGGGAACCUUACACCGGCCACUGGUACCUUAUAUUCUUCAGUAAAUAAUUUAUACUGAACUGCUAGUGGAGUAUAUUGGGAAACACUAGAAUGGAAAGGCCAGUGGAAGAUAGCUUGUAUCUUUUUUAGGCCGUAUUUCCUCAUUUAAAAACUAGAACUCUAAUACUUUUUUGUGAAGUACUUUAGGUUUUCAGAUUAACAAGUCAUGUUGUAACUCUUCUUGUAAUGCAUCUCUUUUUAUUAUAAACUUCUUAAAAGUGGAGGAGGAGGAGAACGUCAGUCGGCUCUGCUUCAUGGUGCACGGGCUGUGGAGACGCCUUGUCUUCGUCCUCCUUCAUAGCCUCAUAUCUUUCUUAGAGAACUGGCUUUGUUACGAGCAGUGGGGUUGCAUUAAAGGUGAUUAAAAAGCCACAGGCAGAAGGGAAAAGGAAGACAUGUAGUAGUAAUAAUAGUAUAGACUAUUUUCUUUUCUGCAUAUGCUAUGACUAAUAGUAUUUAAAAAGCUCAUUUUACCUUUAAGUUUGCUUAUGCUGAGAUUCUUCCAUUUAGAAUGCCAUCCAUUUCAUUUCCUGAGAUGAACGAAUUUGAAAUCUCCCCUUCUCUUUCAAUGAGUGGGAACCUCAUUAAGACACCAGCGUCUACCACUUGGAGUUUUGACUGGCCAGUGGUUCCAGAGACUGGAUCACUAGUAGCCAAACAAUUCAAAGACAGAACAACACUUUCAUAUUUGCUUUCCCCAGCCUACUACAUUCGGUUAGAAUUCUAAAAAAGAUAUGAAGGCAACUAACGAUUUGUUUGCUGUAUCUACGAGUUCAGAAAAAAACAUGCCCGGUUAACGAAAAUGCUUUUUUUUUUUUUUUUUAAAUUGUAUUGCUCUAUUGUACUUUAUGUUUUUCAAAACACUGUAACAAUAGUAUCUUUGGUUUAGUAUUUUGGGUAUAGUAUAAUCUGAGGAGUGUUGUGCUAAUAUGAAAUCCAGAUAUACAUCUAUUACCUAACAACUUGUUACUUUAAAUAUGCAAUAUCAUAUUCUACACAUGGGGAUUUUCAGAAUUGUACAUAGCAUAGUUCUCCCUGCUCCCAUCCUUUUGAGCCUGGCUAUAGUUAUUUUUUAAAAACUUAUUAUUUAGCCCUAAUUUCUCUAUGUAAAAUAUAGUUAUAAAUAGUCUGGCAAUAUAAUACCAAUUAUCUUUAAUAUAAUUCAAUUAUUUAAUUCAACAUUUCUGGCUGUCCGAUGACAUUUAAAGAAAAUUGGAGCUAUCAUUUUUCUUUGUCAUUUUUAGAACAAGGUAGUUUAUUAACCUGCUGGCCUAUCAUCUGGAGUUUUUUGUAACAGCCUUACUCUUGGCUCAUUUGCUCUUUUGAAGCUUAGUACUGAUUUCUGUAGAAAUACGUUGUAUAUACCUACUUGACAAGGUUUCUUAAGGUGAAAACAGUACUUAUUUGAGUUUGCCGAGUGGCAAACCAUGGGUCCAGAUGCCAUUAUAGAUUCUUGGGGGCAUCAUUUGCUUGCACAGUAGAAGUCAGACUUUAGUUAAGUGAACUUGCUCUUGGGUUAACUUCAGAACCUGUUCUACUCUUGGUAGAGGCUUCUGUUAGACAGAAGAGUAUAUUCCUCAUUUUCCUUUGUUUUCAGACUCCAAUAAAGCAUAGCACUUUUAAGAACUUAAAAAUUUCAUAUCAUCUAUCAAAUGAUAUUUAUGUUAAUAGGAAAUACCUUAAGUUACACUGGGAGUAAUCUGAGGUGCAAUUAUUUUUAUCACUACUUUGAAUAGAGGACUGUUACCCUACUUUCUUCCAGAAACUAAGCAGUAAAUAUACAUUUUUAAUGAAGUAUGCAUUAGUGAGAGUAGGCUUGUUUCGAAACUAUUUCUAGCCAGUAUAUUUUUGUCUGCCUCAUCAAAACACAGUGCCACAUUGUAUCAUUCCAUAAAAUGUCAUUUUCAUUUCAGUUAUUGUCACACAGGAAAAUAGAUAUUUUGUAGAUGAUUUCUGAGCUUUUCACUUCAAAGGACACACAUUGGUAUGUGCAUAUCUCUGUAAUAGGGAUGAAUGAGAUUGAUAGACAUGUGGCUUCAUAUUUAAGAAUAAUUUUAUCUCAUGUUGUCAUGAGGCGACGAUUUACCACUCUUCUGCCCAGUGCAUUGAAUUCGUGGUAGAGGGUAGUGCCAUGUUCCAUUUGUAGAUCUUUAUGAUUUAUCUUUGAUAGCUUCAGUAGAAUAUGGCUCUAUUUUGGUCCUUCCUGGCUUUCUGUUUUGGAUUUUUAGUGGGGUACAGCUGAUUUGGUAGAGUCCAUUUAUUUUCUACACAGGAAGCUUUAUAAAAUUUUAUUCAUGAAUCCCCUAUUUUAAGAAUCUCUUCUGCAUAUGAGAAGAAUACUGUUGAAAUAAAGUAUUAUUUCCCCAAAAUUAAAGCAUUAUAUGUUGAUCAAAGUGAUUCUGAAAGUUUAAAUUUUAAAUGUUAGAAUGUUAUGUUAUUGUUAAUUGUAUUGUAUUAUAUAUUCAGUAGGAAAUCCUGGUUUAUCAAUAAAAAUUAAAA